This is a messenger RNA of Acanthoscelides obtectus, 761 nucleotides long. The record is from the annotation of a GenBank genome assembly. Lineage: Eukaryota; Metazoa; Arthropoda; Insecta; Coleoptera; Chrysomelidae.
UGUUAAUAUUAUAGUUAUCUAUAUGACCCAACUCAAGAGUCUUCUUUCCCUGUUCCGCAUUCCAUUUUUGGCUGUUUUCGAAGGCAUCGAUCCUUUUGAUAGAAAAUCAACGCUGUACCAUGCUUGUCGUUUUUUAGCAUCGUCUUCAGCUUUACUAGUUGUUGAUCGGAAACAUGACGUCAGCUAAAGGACAUCUUCCUGUGUCCAGGAUAAAUACGAUCAUGAAAAGCUCUUGUGAUGUGGACACGGUGGGGAAGGAUUCCAGUAUAAUGAUGUGUAAAGCUACAGAGAUUUUUAUAAAGACUUUGGCCCAGGAAGCGUUCAGACAGUCACAUGCAAAUAAUAAGAAAAGGUUAGAUUAUAAGCACCUGACAGAUGUGGUGCACUCUGAUACUAAGUAUAACUUUUUGAAAGAUAUUUUGCCAAAAAAGAUAACGUAUGCAAAGUAUAAAGAGAUAAUGGCGAAGAAGAAUAAACAGAUGGCAGCGGAGCAAAAUGACGAUGGUAGGUCGUCACCAUCUUCUUCAUCUAGUUGUAGUUCGUCGUCGGAGGAAGAUUCAAGUUCUGAAUCAAAUGAUGCGGGCAGCCACAGUGCUUGAUAUAGCUCGUUGUAUACCGGUAUUCCCCUACUUUGAUUUUUUUUAUAUAGCACAGUUUUGGCAUGUUCAGUAAUUUUUGUGUUGUGUUUUUUCUACAUUCACUGUUGUAAUAUGUUAUUAUGUAUUUUCUUAUUAAGUGAUUUAAUAAAAGUCUCAUUAAAU